AUGACUACAAAAGGAAAGGGAGGCUGGCAAGCUUUGGAAUCAAAUCCAGAAACUAUCAACCCGUUUCUCAAAAAAAUCGGAAUAACCGGAUUGGAAUGUGUCGAUGUCUACUCGUUCGAUGACGAGAUGCUCCAAUUCGUUCCAACACCACAACUUGCUCUGAUUCUGUGCUUUCCAAGCGCAGAAGCACGCGAAUUUCUGUCGAAACAAUAUGAGGAAGUGGAGAAGAAUGGAGAAAAGCCGGAAGGAGUGUUCUUUAUGAAUCAAAGCGAAGAAAUUGGAAAUGCUUGUGGAACAUUUGCCUUGUUUCAUUCGUUGGCAAAUCUUGAAAAUCGUGUGAAUCUUGGCAAAGGAAAGUUCGCAAAGUGGUAUGAGAAGGCGAAAUUGGUCAAUGAAGAUGAGCGGUCUGAUUUGUUAUCUGGAGACACUGAUCUUGCGGAAGCGCACGAAGAAACCGCCGAGGAAGGAGAAACUGAACAAUCGGAUCACGUUGAUUACCACUUCAUCACCUAUGUCAACAAGAAUGGACAACUCUACGAAAUCGACUCAUGUGCUCCAUUUCCACGUCCACUCGGAGCCACCACCGACUCUACAAUGAUCAAGGAUGCAUCUACAGCUAUCAAAGAACUGAUGAACAAUGUUAAGAAUCUCAGCUUCUCUGCUAUGGCUCUUGUUGGAAAAUAAAUACCUCCCGUCGUGAGUGUUCUUCUGAAUCAAUUUUUGAGUUUUUCCUAUUUUUUUCAUUAUUAUCAUGUUGUCUUGUGUUUUGACGUUGUUUUGCUAAUUUUUUUUGAUGUUCACAUAUAUAAAACGAUUCAUUCAACU
Molecule: messenger RNA, 825 nt
Organism: Caenorhabditis elegans
Lineage: Eukaryota; Metazoa; Nematoda; Chromadorea; Rhabditida; Rhabditidae
Gene: ubh-3
Product: Ubiquitin carboxyl-terminal hydrolase
Exons: 4
Coding region: 1-684 (227 amino acids)
Biological process (GO): ubiquitin-dependent protein catabolic process
Molecular function (GO): cysteine-type deubiquitinase activity
Source: RefSeq, marked reviewed